AUGGCGGAGACUCGGACAGGGAGUUCUAUCCCACAGAAUCAACCCGUCGAACGACCGACGUGCAGCUCGCGCUCCUCAAACGAUGCUUCGGGGUCAGAUGUAGAUUCUACUACGUAUCUAUGGGAUGGGAGAACGAGAACCGCCGAGUUUGUGGUUGGUCUCCUCAAGCAGGAUCUGAAAGACGCGUGCUAUGUUGGUUUGGGGGAUAUGUUAACUGCGUUUUUGAGGAGGAUGCGUGCGGGUGGUGAAGGAGAUGGGCAGUUUGAUGCGGCGAGGGCGUUUGAUGCGUUUCUGACUCGUGCUGCUGGGCUUUGCAAUGACGAGGCGUCUAGCGGGGUGAAAGAAAGGAUUUAUGAAGCGUUGAAGACUCCCGAUCAAAAGGAGAGUUGCGCCCAUUUGGCUCGUGCUCUCAACUUGAUCCUCGAGCAUGGUCGAGGGAAGGACAUUGCGGGUUUUCAACACACCCUCGACGACGAGGAAACUGUCGUCCUCGUGAACAACCCCGCGAUUCUGAAGUGCCAUCCUAUCUACGACGUUUAUGACUACAUGCCUAAACGGAAGCCUGACCUCGUCCGGUUGCCCUUGAGCGCGCUGGAGCCAAUCUUCCCUGAGCGAGAAGGCGGACGGUGGGAGGAUUGGGUUGAGACUCCUUUCAUGAAACCUGGAGAGCGCGUUGAAUGGGGAUCGGAUGGACGGAGAACGCUUUGGCGUGAUGUUGUGGAUUGUUGGGAGGUUAGGAAGGAGAAUGUGGUGUCGGAGGACGAUCUUAGGCUUCUUGUGGAUCGAAACUAUCAAUUCGCGAUUGAAUGUGAUGCGGUGGACUCGACCCCGCAUGCUCCUCCCUCCGUCCCAUCGUCAUCCGCUGACCAGGUGUCAGGGAUAUCUUGUGACAGCCGGAGACGGAAAGGGCGUUCAGAAGAAGACUCUGACAGUGACUUCGAAUCGUGGAAGAGGGUCAGAACUGACUACAACUCGGAUUCGGACUCUCCCCAUCCCACUGCAUCCCCUCAUGCUCAGUCAGGCUUGUAUGCACUCGAGAUGAUGCGAGCGAGAUGGGACCGCACGCAUGCUAUCGUCGUCCUCUUGAUAGAUAAUCAACUGUCCAUCCAGUGGUAUGAUCCACAAGGAUGUAUCCGAACCCGACCCAUCGACAUCGUCCGUCAGCUUCCUCUCUUCGUCGCGACGAUCCUUGUUUUCCAGCGCUUUGAUAAUCGGAUGCGGGGGAUUGGAGGGUUCAAGCUGGAUGUUGAAGUCGAUGGGAAGGCGAUCCCGCACACGCUUGGAGACGACACGCGUACGCGGUGGGGGCUGACAGGGCGACGUUCAGUCGGUGGUCAGUUGCGCCCCUGUGGGAUGGCGAAUUCACGCAUCGACCCAGGAGACCUAGCAUCCACUGUGCACGAGAACAAGAUAUUUGGCAAGUUUUUGUGGCGUGCGGAGAAGCAAGAGAGCGAAGAGUACAUCCUCGAGACCGCCAAGAGGCGGGCGGUGCACCUCGGUGCGUACAAGGAGCAUGUCGUCGACCACCUCCCCUGCGUCAAAGCCUACGCCGAGUUCGGCUCCUUCUCGACGAGGCAUAUUCGCGAACUUAUGAAGCUACCUUUGGAUGACUGCUUGGUGCCGACUGGAAUCGCUGCUGAAUGGUUGGUUCCGACCAACGACCUCCCACCGGAGGAGUACGCUCGUGCGAUCUCGCAACUCAUUCGCUGUCAUUUUCUUCUCUGGCAAAUCGGUAUCGCGCAUGGCGACAUCAGUCCGUCGAACCUGAUGCAGCGUCGUUGUCCGGAUGGUACCCUCCAAGCCGUCUUGAACGACUUUGAUUUGGCUGCGAUCAUGACCCCAGGCGAUUAUUCACCCAACAAGGCGGGCUUCGAACGGACGGGGACCAAGCCUUUCAUGGCGAUCGACCUUCUAUGUUCCCCGACGAGAGGACGAGUGAAUCGUAUGUGGUAUCAUGACUUCGAGUCCUUCUUGUGGUGCUUGGUGUGGUACUGUUCCGAUGUCCUGCGCCGCAAUUGGUCCACUGGUUCAUCUUCAAAGCUUGCGAGGGAAAAAUACUGGUGGUUAUCCUAUGCUCCUAAGCGUGAUAGCGACGAUGGUGUACCGCCACAGAAACUGGAUCUUUGGAGAACGUUGUUGAAGUUCCGAGAUAGUUGGACUGGCCGUCAUGGGAUUUGGGAUCUAGCUGAGGAAGACUGGGAGAAGCAGCUGGGUCCAUUCAGGGUGUUUGACAAGUACUUUGCGAAGUUUGAUUCAUGUGAGGAUCGGGGUUGGUUGACGUUUCGGGGUAACUCCUCCAUGGUUUAG
Coprinopsis cinerea okayama7#130 is the source of this 2307-nucleotide messenger RNA. RefSeq names its product other/FunK1 protein kinase. The coding region runs from base 1 to 2307 and encodes 768 amino acids. Lineage: Eukaryota; Fungi; Basidiomycota; Agaricomycetes; Agaricales; Psathyrellaceae. The record is from RefSeq and is a predicted model, not a curated record. The transcript has 6 exons.